Messenger RNA from Symbiodinium sp. CCMP2592, 4908 nucleotides. The record is from the annotation of a GenBank genome assembly. NCBI's taxonomy places the organism in Eukaryota, Dinophyceae, Suessiales, Symbiodiniaceae.
AUGGCUAACGUGGAUGCGGCGCUUUUGGAGCUUGCCGUUGCAUGCAGAGUACCGCAGGAGUUCCACUUCGUGCUGGAUGGUUAUGACGUGCCGCUGUUUGGUUGCCUAGCAGCCUCACAUUCGGAAGUCGAUGCCUCAAUCGAGAUACUGCUGGAGGGGGCCGCCUUGCCUGCAGAGUCUACUGAGAAACUACGUCUCAUGUCAUCCUUCCGUCUGCUGUUUCAGAAGUGUCAGUCUGUGACGGCAACGGGUUCAUCUGCGGGGAGUGCGGCCCAUGCAAGCAUGACAUCCAAUGCAGCCUCAUGGGUAGACUCUUUCCCGGCUAAAUUGACAGGUGAGGAGGUGGUGAAACUCCGCCUUGAGUUCGAGGCUUCGUACCCAGGAGAGGUCUUGGAUGCGGAUAACACCCCAGGUCACCGGCUGUUAGCGUUGGCCGCAAAGCUUGUUAAACCAGGUGAGAUGCGGUGGGUGGCUUGGAAGCAUCGGAUGAGCAAAUCCCAAGAGGAGUCUUUCGCUCUGCGCAGGCCGGCAAAAAUCCCAAGGUUGGAAGAGCUGGUGUACGACGAGAUACCUUCAAGAGAGCUACCUCAAGGCCAAGUCGGCAUGACCUUUCUGCAGGGCAUAUUGGGUCUUUUAUGCAUAUCGCUCGCCUUCGUUAAGGGGGCUCACCUUCAGAGCCUGCGGCUUUACGAGCGCAAGUUCAUCCGCCUGGCCUGCCAGCGGCAUGAGGCAUCUUCGGGGCUCCGAAGCCCGAAUAUGGAGGAGCUUCAGGCGGCAGACAAGCACAUUUGGGGCUUGAUCGCGGAUUUGGUCAAUGUCCACAAGUGGAGCCUGAAUGAUGCACUGACGGAGGUAGUGCAAGUUCGCGGUGACUUGGCCGCUAUGUUGCAACCUCGCAGCCAAAUCUUGAGGAUCAACAGGCAGCCUUUCAAAGGCAAUGGCAAGGGGAAAGACUCCCCGGGCGGUAAGAACGGCAAAGGCAACAAGGGCAAUGGCACCAACAGUCAACGCUGGAUGCUUUCUUACACGGACUCCAAGGGUCAGCGCAAACAAUUGUGCCGUGGUUACAGUUCUCCAGACGGAUGCAAGUUUGAGAACUGUAAAUUCGAGCAUCUCUGCCCGGUUCCCGGCCCAGAUGGAAAGCCGUCACAGUCGGUGGCGGAACACUCCGAUGUGCGGACUGGUCGAUCCAGCGAAAUUCCGUCGCCGACUGCAGCGGAUUUUUCUUGGGAAGCUUGCUUGGCUAUCCUGCAGACUCACUGUUUGGGUGAUGUUCCUCUCUACCGAGACACAGUUCUUGCAGGUGCGCGAUCUCGAGCACAGUAUUUCAAUUUUGGGGCGAGAGCGGGCUCCAAUGCGGGGCUUUGCAAAGGCACAGCAGAAAACGCAGAAUUCGUUGAGUAUCUGAACAUUUUCCUUCGGCAGAUUUUUCCAGACGGCACAUGGUCCAGUUUUUGUGUCAGUCACAAUGAGUUCGCUCAUAUCCACGUGGAUAAGAACCUUCCGGGAUCCUUGAACUAUUCGUUCAGUGUUGGUGCUUUUGAGAAAGGCGGUUUGUGGGUGGCUUUGCCGCCAGACGAACUUCCUCACCUUCCGCGAGUGCCUCCGCCGGACACAUCAGCUGAUUCCUCGCUGUUGGGUUGCAUAAUUCAGACCAGGAGGUGUGGUUUUUCUUGGGAUGGCCGCAUUGCUCACUGUUCGGAGCCAUGGGUUGGCGACAGAUGGGUCGUGACGGCCGAUACUUCUUGCACUUGGGGUUCAAUGCCUGAGUCGGAUCUUCGCUCUCUACGGGAUCUUAUGUUUCCGCUUCCAGGCGACGCCAUGAUGGUCGACGAGGUGGAGUGUGUGUCUCGGGCUGCCAAAAUUGACCAGGCUCAGCUGGGGCUACCGGUGGCAGUCAUGCCUCCCGACCUUGACGCAAUUCGCGGAAAUCUUUUUCUAGAGAUCUGUUCUGGGCCAAAUCGGCCUCUGUCUGCUGCCCUCCUGGAGAAAGGUGUUUCAGUGCUUUCGAUCGACAUUCUUUUGCAUGAGGAUCACAACUUGUUGAAUGACUCCACUUAUGACAGUCUCAUGCGGCUAUGCUACAGUGGACAGGUGAAUCUGGCACACGCAUCUCCACCUUGCACAGAGUACUCCAGGCUGAAGCUCCGGGCGGAUGGUGGCCCCAGGGCGAUUCGCACUCCAGAACACAUGUCUGGCAUUCCUGAUUUGAGUCCGUCAGAGAGGCAACGUCUGGAGCAAAGCAAAAAAGUGCUGGUUCGUACAAUCAAUUUGCUGCUGGCAACAUACUGUGCUGGCGGGCAUGUUAGUCUGGAGAACCCUUUGAACAGCAUGGCAUGGUUGGAGCAGGAAGUCCGAGAAUUUCUGCAACACAUCAACGCGGACCUGAACUGUGUGGCUGCUUGUGGCUAUGGUAUGAAUGUACUGAAGCAGUGGUGUUUCGCAUGCAGUUUUCGGGAUCUCCAGCGGAUUGCAUGUAGUUGUCAACAUGAUCCUCAGUCGCAUGCACAGGUGGCAGGAAUUGUUGACAAAGACGGCGUUUACGCUUCAAGAGCCACAUCGGAGUUUCCGGCACAGCUCGCACAGGCCUAUGCAGAAGCUGUUCUUCCUUUGUUCGAGACCUCGAGCAAGCCGUACACCAUUUCUCUUGAACAGGUUAGGUUUCUUCGAAUUCACAAAACCAAGGAGGAACUUCCCCGAAGCACACAGGACGGUGGUGGGAUCUACUCAAUGCCGGAUUGGAGUUUUCCUCCGAGCGGCUGCAAGGACCUCCUAGGGGGAGUGCGUAAGCAGCUUGUGGAGUACCUUUUCCACAUCAAGGCCCCAUUGCGAUUGCGCGCCCAUGUGGAGUCCGAAAGCGAUCUCCCGCUGUUCACAGAGAAUGAGGUUCGGCAAUUCAGGGAGAUCUGGCAGCAAUGGUUCACACAACAGGGUGUGCAAUCAAUCGAUUGGAGCGUGCCUGAACAUCAACCUUACUCGCUGCUGGCCUUACAAAGUCUCUCUCGAGCCUUGCAAGAUAGAGAUGAUGAACUCUUUCCAGCAUUGAUUGCGGGGGUUCCCACAGGUUUCUUCUCGGAUAUCCCGCCCAGUCACGUUUUCGUUCCGAAGCACAAGGAUGACUCUUCCGAAACCCCGGCGGAGCUUGUGAUCUGCGAUCGCAAUUGGAAGGGGGCCAGAGAAAAUCCUAGAAUCCUUUGUGAAUUGAUUGAUAAGGAAAUUUCAGAGGGUUUUUUGGAAGAGCUUGAUCUUGCUUCAGCUCAGCAGCGCUGGGAGAACAUCGCAGUUGCCAAGCUCAACGUGGUUUUGGCGGACAACCGCAAGCCGCGCUUAAUUAUGGAUGGGACUGUCUCAGGCGUCAACUCCUCUUGCUUCUUGAAUGAGCGAUACAGUCUGCCAUCGCUUAAGGACGUGCGCUCUGCAUUCCCACUACGCAUGAACAACGAGGACUUGUCAGCUUUCAGCUUGGACAUUCGCGCGGCUCACAAAACGAUUCGCAUUCGGGAGAAGGACCGGGGAUUGGCGGGGAUCAAGCUUGAAGACGGUCGACACCUGUGGUACCGAGUUUGCCCAUUCGGCACAGGUUUCAGUGCUCUGUGGUGGGCACGAUUGUCCGCUUUCAUGAUCCGAACCUUUCAUCUCUUGAUCUGGUUGUGUCACGCUUUAGGCAUCUUCGUCGACGAUCUAUUGCUUUGGCAGGGCGACAAAGCAAUCGAGAUUUCAGGUUGCCUCAUCCUCAGCUUUUGCCAAGCAUACAAUGUGCCGCUAUCGUGGCACAAACUGCAGUGCGGGUACAAAGUGAAGUGGAUAGGAUGGCUAUUCAAUUUCAGAUCAGGGACUUUCAGUUUGCCAACGGACAAGAUUGAAAAAAUUCUUCGUUCGGUGAGGGUUGUUCUGCGGCCAGGCAACGUGGAUCGCUGCGAUCUUGAAAAAACUGUGGGUCUGCUUCAGUGGGUAAGCCAGAUUUCUCCUGAACUCCGCCCCUGGAUGGCAUUCUUGUAUUCGGAUCUGCAUAGACCGGUGGCAACAAACCAUCAUGUGGAUUCUGGCGAGUGGCACUUGCUGCAUGAGUACUUGGAUGAUAACCUGCGGUUCACCAGCCAACCUCCGGGCACAGCUAUUCCACGAGGUGCUCGUCUUUUGUCUGCCAGGCACAUUGAGCUGCACUCCAAGCAGGACUUGAACAAAGUUCCUCUGACUUCACGUCGGAUAUAUAUGCGUAUCUCCGAUCCCAAACAUCCCAAGCGCAAGAUUUCGGAAUGCAGCCGCAAGUUCAUGGAAUUUUGGGAAUCGUGGUGCAUGCGCAGCCCAUUGGAGCAGUGCCUGCACCUUCCUCCACGGAGCAUUGCCUGCACCUUGGCGGCGGAUGCUUGUGCUCAGGGUUCUUCUAUCGGGAUAGGUGGUUUUCUUCGUGUUGAGGGCUCACCCGUCUUGUGGUUCAGCGAGCGAUUUGAGAAGUCGGAUUUCGAUGACUUGAACAUCCCUCUCGACAACAACACUCAGAAGAAUAUUGGAUGCUGGGAGCUCCUGGCUCAGAUUGCUCUGGCACUUCUUUUCGCAGAGACUUGCCCGGGAGGACGAUGCAGGCUUCAGCUGCGUACUUUCUGCGACAAUGCCUCUGCACAGGCAUCGGCAAAUCGUUUGAUGACUACGUCAUCCCCGCUCUGCUUUUUCGCUCAGCAACUGGCUUUUGUCGCUUUUAGACACGGGAUUACCCUGGACGUGCACCACAUUUCGGGCUUCCGCAACGAGGAGGCAGAUUACCUGUCCCGCUGGAACGGCACGGACCCUCUGUUGCCCGAGUUCGCUGAAACCUUUCGCUAUCGCUACCCAGUCAAGCGCAUGUGGCAGUCUGACCAUGAUGUGAGAGUGUUCCCGACGGGCACUCGGCUCCUGUGGAGUCCUCCGUGA